AUUUGGUCGCGCAACCGAAAUGGAUCAUAAGUGGUUUUAUAUUUGUGUAGCUUUAAUGCUAGCGAUAUUGGGAUCCCCUGUGAGAGCAAACGAAGCUGCUCAAGAGGAUGAGCCAAAGCAAGCUGAUGGCAUGGGAGAGUUUUGUUAUAGAACGAUUCUUAAUGCGGAGAAGAUGAAAAAGGAGAUGGCAGUUAAAGAUAGGCAGAUUGUGCAGUUGCAGUACGAUAUAGAAAAACUUAUAUUGGGUAAAGCAGAUAAUCAUUGGAAGGAUGAACUCCUUCAGUCCUAUAGAUAUACAAUUAACACUCAAAAUGCGACUAUAACCGAGUUAAAUAACCGAAUUGUUGAUCUUAAGAUCGUUAAUCAAAUUGCCAUAAAUUUUGAAACAAUAAGAGGCGAUUUGGGUCGCUUAUCGUAUUUGGACGAUCAGCAAUUUAAUGAUUCAGUUAAAUUUCAAUUGGCGAAAGUAGUCAAACUUGAAUCAGAUGUAGAAACUAUUACAAUAAAGCUUCGGGAGUGUCAGAAUUUAACCACGGAUACAACCAUUAAAGAGAUUGAGAGAAAAAUCGUUGCUGACGAGCUGUUGGAAACUCAAAGUCGACUUUCAGAGUGCAAUACAAAGCUUGAUAAUCAAAGAAAAGCAACGAGAUGUAGCUCUUUUGGCUAUGAAAACGGUAUACACGAAAUUCAAUUUCCUGGUAUGAGUCCAAUUUCCGUACUGUGCAAUGGAGAAAUUGCAGGUCCUGGUUGGAUUGUCAUUCACCAAAGAUCCAUUGGAGAUGUUGAUUUCUUUAAAACUUGGAGUGAGUACAAAGACGGAUUUGGCAACAUGGACGGAGAUUUCUUUAUCGGAUUAGAGAAGCUGUAUCGCAUUACUAAUUAUGAGCCUUACGAACUCUAUGUACAAUUGGAGAAAUUUGACGGUAGUUUCAUGUACGCGCGUUAUGACGAUUUCGUUAUUGGCAACGAAUCGGAAAAGUAUGCAUUGAAAAGCCUUGGUAAAAUGACUGGAACUGCAGGUGACUGGCUCAGAAAUCAAGAAAAUAUGAAAUUCUCAACAUUGGAUCAAGAUAACGAUGAUUGGACCGAUGGAGAUUGCGCCAAUAAAUAUCAGGGUGGCUGGUGGUACAAAGAAAUUUCGGGAAGUAAUCUUAAUGGCAAAUUAUUAAAAGAAGAACAAGAAUCGGAUCAAGCCAUGCACUGGGGAGAAUCCAUUGCCCUGAAGGCUGCGAAAAUGCUCAUCCGUGCCAAAAACUAAGCGAAUAUACAUUAAUUUGUUUUGCACUAAAUUGGCAAUUUUGAUUGAACAGGGUAUUCAAAAAUGCAUACAUUAAUCUUUAGUGUUUAAGCUUACGCAACAACAUCUUACCCAAUCAGCAAUACGUAUCUAUGUCGAAUCUGAUAAUAGUUGUAUGGUCUACUAUAAAUACCUCAUAAUAAAGAACAUUUCUAACACUUAGGUGCAGUUUGUGAUUUGGGAUCGAGUAGUUUAUUGCAAAAUGUAUUUGGCUUUAAUAGUGGCUUUAAUUGGAUCCCGGCUGGUUGCCGUCAGCAGCCAGCAGUGUAUGAAUUUAGAACUGAAGAUAAAACAAGAUCUAAUACUGAUUAGUCGUCUUGAAGAAAAAUUAACCGAUCUUGAAUGGAAACUAGCUGAAAACAUAUACAAGGACGAAUUAAUAACGUCAUUAAAUCAAAAAAUAGAUUUCCUUACAAAAAACAAAGAAAACGAUUGCAUCGAAUCUAAUAUAAAAUUAAAAAGCGACGUUGAAAACUUAAACAUUGAAAUUAGCAGCUGUAAAAAUUCAAGCACAACUAUUGAAAAGAGUCUUAAAGAGUGUCAGGAUUACGUGUACAAAUUCCACAUAAAGCAAUCCACCGCGAUUAAUCCACCAAGCAAUGUGGAGGAGCCUACCACUUUACGUACUACAAUUAAACCCACAAUUAAAACUCCUACAACAAUAAAUCCAAUUCUGGACGGGCAAAAUACAGAAAAACCCACAGUUAACGCGAUUACUACAAUAAAUCCAAUUAUUGACGUGGCACCUACCAAUCCACCAAUAAACAAUGAGAACAAUCCAAAUCACGAGGAUGUUAGUACUUCAAGUCAAUCAAGUUGUAUGCCUUAUGGAUAUUCUACAAGUAUUCGAUAUAUUUACCUUCCCGGAGUACCACGAUUUGCUGCUCUAUGCGAUGGUAGUACAAAUGGACCCGGUUGGACUGUCAUCCAGCAUAGAUACAAUGGUGAUGUCGACUUUUAUAGAAGUUGGAUGGACUACAAACAUGGUUUUGGCAAUCUAAACGGCGAGUUCUUUAUCGGACUGGAGAACCUUUAUCGAAUGACCAAUAAUGAGCGAUAUGAGCUCUAUAUACACCUGGACAAUCCCAAUGGUGGUGAACCCCUCUGGGCGCGUUAUGAUUACUUUCAAAUUGGAAGCGAAGCUUCAAGGUAUGUUUUAAGAAAUGUGGGUAAAAUGACAGGUACAGCUGGCGAACGGUUGGAAAAACAUGUGAGAAAACCAUUCGUAACAUACGAUCAGGAUGAUUACUGGGAAAAGGAAAAUUUAGCUGUUAAAUAUCAUGGUGGUUGGUGGUAUACGACAGAUGAAUUAUCUACAAGUAAUCUUAAUGGAAGAUAUUUCCAACACAGUGUCGAUGAUUUGGAAGGAAUACAUUGGGAAUCUAAUUAUUCGCACAAAAUGGUGAAAAUGAUGAUACGCCCAUACCGUCCUUAAAUGUUGUUAAACUGUAAAAACUAUAUACCUCCAUUCAUGCUGUCAUCCGGUGUAUAAUGUCAUUAUUCAAACGAUGGCAUUGUACUUAAUCACAAUAAAAAUAAAUAUUAUACAGCAAA
This is a messenger RNA of Drosophila innubila, 2851 nucleotides long. RefSeq names its product angiopoietin-related protein 7-like. The coding region runs from base 20 to 1258 and encodes 412 amino acids. The transcript has 5 exons. Lineage: Eukaryota; Metazoa; Arthropoda; Insecta; Diptera; Drosophilidae. The record is from RefSeq and is a predicted model, not a curated record.